AUGUUUUAUCCUCAGCGAGGCGCUGCGACUGGACAGCUACGUUCUGAUCACCAGGGCCAGAAACGCAAAGGCGACCAAAUCCAACAUUUCGCCCCCCAGAGAUCUCAACUAGACCAGGAUGGGUUCCCACCAAUCGACCUUCCCGGCUCCGCAAGUGCUUCCCACGACUGGCUCGGCCACCCACCACGUUCUACGCCUCAUACGCGGGACCACGACCGAAGUUCCUUGGAUAUCCUGGCUGCCCUGAGUAGUGUCGCUUACGGAGGCCCCAUAGGCUCAAGCUCCGUCUCUCCCAAUAGAUCCUACCACGGCCCCGCAGACGACGGUGCGCAGUUCAGCGUCGAAAUGUGCGUCGACCUUCCGAGAAGGCGACCUACGAGACUGACUAGCUACGACUAG
Messenger RNA from Hirsutella rhossiliensis, 399 nucleotides. RefSeq lists its product as uncharacterized. The record is from RefSeq and is a predicted model, not a curated record. The transcript is spliced from 2 exons. The coding region runs from base 1 to 399 and encodes 132 amino acids. NCBI's taxonomy places the organism in Eukaryota, Fungi, Ascomycota, Sordariomycetes, Hypocreales, Ophiocordycipitaceae.